AUGGCGAAAUACAUAUAUAUAGUGGACGAACAUAUGCUAAUAGGACUGAAGUACGUCGAAAAACAAGAAAAACAAGCAGAAAUCAGCUCAGAACUUUCGGAUAUUGUAAGUCUACUCGCGGAAUUUCCGGAGCUUCAGGUAGGCAUUGAAUGCUCGGUGAAAGAAGACGACUUACAAGGCGAGUAUGACAAGCGCAAGGCGUUUGAAAACGACUUUUAUUCAAUUAUUUCAAAAGUGCAAGGUCUUGUCAAGGAAAAUAGUACAGAUAAUGUAGGUUCAGCUUCGGUUUCCAAUCCAGAAAAUAGCAGAUUCCCUAGCUCAUCAGAAGUACGAUUACCGGCCCUAAAUCUGCCAAUAUAUUCAGGAGAGGCAGGUGAAUGGCUCCAGUUUCGCGAUAGCUUUGAUAGCUUGAUAAAUAGCAACCUUUCCAUUAGCAAUGUAAAGAAAUUUCACUAUCUAAAGAGAGCUUUGAAGGGUGAAGCGUUUGAAGUUAUCGCCAAUAUCCAGGUCACACAUGACAAUCUUCCGAUAGCUUGGGAUUUAUUGUGUGACCAAUAUACUGACAAGAGGGCAUUGUUGCAUGUACAUACCAAGGCCUUAUUCGAUAUCCAUCCUGUAAAAAAGGAAUAUUCAAAGAGUUUAAGCCACUUGGUAGAUCAUGUGAGGAUGCACUUAAGGUCUUUAAAGUCAUUAGGACAGUCUACAGAAUCAUGGGAUACUUUAAUUAUAUAUUUGGUAUUCACUAAACUUGAUCCAGUGACAAUUAGAGAAUGGGAAUCAAAGGAUUUCAUGAAUGAUACUCCUAAGUUGGAAGGUUUUCUCACAUUUUUGAAACAAAAGUCAAAAAUGCUCAAAAGAAUGGAGGAAAAACCUACAGAGGCAAAUUCAAGCCAAAACGUAAAGGAACAAACUUCUAAACCACCAGCAGAGUCUAGUAAUAGAUCUAAUUCUCAUGUUCAGAGAAGUUAUCACAUCUCAAAUCGUACUUGUGCAUAA
This is a messenger RNA of Diabrotica virgifera virgifera (western corn rootworm), 996 nucleotides long. RefSeq lists its product as uncharacterized. The coding region runs from base 1 to 996 and encodes 331 amino acids. The record is from RefSeq and is a predicted model, not a curated record. NCBI's taxonomy places the organism in Eukaryota, Metazoa, Arthropoda, Insecta, Coleoptera, Chrysomelidae. The transcript is spliced from 2 exons.